Messenger RNA from Trichoplusia ni (cabbage looper), 2678 nucleotides. RefSeq lists its product as uncharacterized. The coding region runs from base 794 to 2512 and encodes 572 amino acids. The transcript is spliced from 16 exons. The record is from RefSeq and is a predicted model, not a curated record. NCBI's taxonomy places the organism in Eukaryota, Metazoa, Arthropoda, Insecta, Lepidoptera, Noctuidae.
AACGCGACAUCUAUGCAGAGUUUAGUGUCAUCGCGAGCGUGCGUAGCUUGGGUCGUGUGUGUUUUUAUCAGCACUAUAUUGUUUGCAUCCAUUGUAUAAAGAAAUAUGACACGAGAAAUAGCUCAACGCAGUAAUAAUUCACAAUUAUUUGCCGUGUAGUAACUAAAGAAAGUUGGUAAAUUGUGUAAAUGGUGUUGUAUUUAUUGGGCCGUUACGUAGUAAAAUAAUGAAUUUAACAGGCCGCCGCAGUCUUCUGUUUGAAUUGUCGUGAGCCUUGUUGUGGGAUCGAUUUUUAGGUGUUAUUAAUGAAAUUACGGAGGUGCUCGCGAGUGAUAUUGUUACAUAAGGAACCUGUUUUAAAAAACUCCCUUAACGCUGAUGUUCUAUCGUGUUCUAGCUGUGGAGGGCUUAUAAUCGAUAUAAGUUAAUAAAAAAUGCAUAUUUUCCCCAUGGUUUCAUAAGGAUCGGGUCAAUACAGUGCCGGCUAGAACGGCGUUACGAAUGUUGUUGAUUCGCGUACAAAAUGUGGUUUUGUUGAUGACUGCAGUGCGACCGAUUUAUAUAGUCAAAUAGUGAUUGGUGAUUAUGUCAACUUACUUACUGUUUUGUUGUGCCACGGAUUCUUCGAGCUUCAGAGAUAACCUGAGAAACCGCGAAUGAUUUCGAAAACAUCAUUAGAAAAUAUAAAAAGAACUCAAAAUAUUAGAUCAAUAAAUAUAAUAUCAGUAUUAUGUAAAAACUUCAGUGUUAAAUAGUUAGUCGGCCAUUUUGUGUUGCUGCCACCAUUUUUAAUAUGUUUGAAGUUAAGAUGGGUGCUGUGAUCGCAAGAGUCUGCUUGCUGCUCAUGCUCGCUGUAUAUUCUUCUUACGGGGGUGGCUGCAACUUCCCCGAGGGCUGGACCGGCGGCUGGUUCCAGUCGGGUAUCCCAGGUCUCAUCUACAUCAACUCCACGCAUAUGCAGGGGAAAGGCGAGUGCGCCGAAACAGACUCCAACGACAAAUUCCUUGUAUAUGAUAGGAACGAGGACUGUUAUAGAUGUCUAGUUAUACAUGAAAAACACAAAUAUGUGUUACAAUACAAAGAAACAUACUGCGGGCAGAGGGACUCGCUGUCGACGAUGUGUGAGUCCAUCACUGGUGACGCCGCGCUCUACUCCAUGUUCAGGAAGGAGCCCCGGCCGCUACCGCAGCCCUGCCCCUUCCACCCAGCACCAUUUACCUUCACAUACAGCCGUGGGUCCGGUGACUGUGCGAACCCGCCAUCCCGGGCAGAGUCGUGCACGGAUGACUCCCGGCUCCUGUUGCGGUACAUGGCGUGUCCAGACGUGCCCGGGACUGAGAGCAACGUUGAGGAACUGAUCUGCUUGGCCACAUGGAAGGAGGGGUCCACGCGGUACCUCGUGGGACUCAUUCAGCAAGUCCAGAGAAGGAACUCCAUAUCCACAGACGAAGAUAUGUACAGAUGCUUCGUGUACAAAGGCCAGCAUGCUGACAAGCAGGUGACAUACAACAUCGCUCAGUCGGGUGACGCGACCUGCAACGGUCUGACGUCACCUGUCGACGGGAGUCGGACCAUGAAACUUACUAAUAUCGACGACGAGCACAACCGCUGCCACUUCCCGCGCUGGGUGGUGGAGCACCACAAGUGGUUCAGUCUCGACCACGAGCACCAGUACCACUUCACCACCAAGAACGCCACGCUUAAGAUUAUGAAACAGGAUGGUUCGUAUGAGGAGAAGAGGCUGGUCUGCCACUCAAUUCUAGAACAGAAGGAGAAGAAACUAGUGAAACUAGUCGCGCAUCUAACGCAGGGAUGUGAAUCCGGCCACGUGUGCGUGGUCCUGGCUCGUCGCGAGGGCGCAGUCCUAGAGCUGCGACUUGGGUCCUCUCUCCACGACGCCCCCCACCAUGCAUGCAGCCAUGACUCCUUCGCCAAGCAUGUCACGCUAAUCACGACAUCGCUAUACCCAGUGCGUUGCCCAAUGCUGGGAAGAUACAACGUCAUUGAUUCGUUGGCGGACAGACGCCGCAGACGACAACAGCUGACUAUUGAUGAGACUACAGGUGAAGAGAUAGCAGAGAACCCUGUGGAGUGUGUGAUGGGGCAGUAUGACAGCGCCAGCAUCGGCUGCGGAGCCUCGCAGGACACCAUUGAGUUCCAAUCUGCAUGCACCAGCACUGUGUACAGCUGCCUGGGCGGCUGGCGCGAGGGUCAGCUGGGGCUGGUGGUGGCGGCGCCGGCGCGGGGGGGGGGCCUCACGCACGCGCUCUGCUUCCUCUACACCACCUACCUCAGGAACGUCUCGUCGGGUUCCGCAGUACAGUACCUGUCGGUGUCGGCCGUGUCGCGCUCGUGUGACCGCGCUGUCACGCCCGGGGUCGCCGGGGAUAAGGCCUACAACCUCACUAUCAAUGGUACAUGUGAGCAGAGUAGCAAGUACAACAGCCUGUCAGUCCGUCUGGUCCCGGGCUGGGUGUUGCUGCUGGCGGCGCUGCUGGCGGCCCGCCGGUGAUACCGCGCGUGAGGCAGGCCCGGGUUUGGACGGCAGGCGGUCUAGGGGCCAACCGGGGAACGGUUCUUGAUACUUUAUAGACAGCUGUUUGAAAUUUAAACGGUCAUUUAAAUUAUUUAUCAGUUAUUUCCUUUAUUUAAUCAUAAAGAUUAGUUGCAAUUUUAAA